AUGGGGAGGGGGAGGGAGCUUACAUUGUUAAUAACUCUGUUUUCGUGGUACAAAUACUGCCUUUUAAUGGCUGUUGUUUCAUUUUAUAUUGUGCCUGUUUUAACGGAUAUAUGUACACAAAUACUAAUGCAAUUAUCAUUAAAAUCAAAUCCAGACAAUCUCCCUUGGAUAGUUCAAAAGUAUGGUGGAACAAUUAUAGGAAAUUUCUUGAAUGAAAUAGCAGAUACCAUUAUACCUACAUAUAUAGAAACAAAUAGAGUUGUUAUUGUUUGUUCUGCGAGAAGUCAAGACAUAAAGACCAAAGGCACAACAAAUAGUCUUUUAAAAGCAGCAGAAGAGGCACUUAUUGAAGGUUCAACUAAACAUUUAGAUAUAGUAGAGGAAAUCAAAAAAGAUCAUGUUAACGCAACCAGAACAAUUAUUCAGAGUAAAUCUAUUUUACUAUCUGUUGAAUCUAGUUUAACAGAAGAAUGUUUAAAAUUAAGAUCGUUUUUAGAAGCUGCACAAAUUAUAAAUGAAAUUUCACCAAGAUCAAAAGAUAUUAUUAUUGGUAUGGGAGAAAAGUUAUCAUGUAUCGUUGUAUCUGCAGUAUUGAAGGAUAGAGGAAUUGAUAAUCAACUUGUUGUAUUAAAUAAUAUAAUUCAACAAGAAUUCACUGUACUCGAUGAAUUAUUUUAUAGUUAUAUCGCUGAAAGACUUUUUCAAGUAAUAUCUGAAUGUGGAAAUAAAAUUCCUGUUUUAACAGGAUUUUUUGGUAAUGUGCCAGGCAGUUUAUUAAAUACAAUUGGAAGAGGAUAUACAGAUCUUUGCGCUGCACUUGCAGCUGUAGGCUUAAACGCUAAAGAGCUCCAAAUUUGGAAAGACGUUGAUGGUAUCUUUACGGCUGACCCACACAUAGUCCAAACAGCUCGUCUCCUACCUAUCAUCACACCAGAGGAAGCAGCUGAAUUAACCUAUUAUGGAUCUGAAGUCAUUCAAGCCUUUACAAUAGAGCAAGUCAUGAAAGCAAAUAUCCCAAUUCGUAUUAAAAACGUAAAGAACCCUUUUAGCUCAGGCACAGUUAUUUUUUCUGCUCAUGACUCUCAGGAGACUGAUUCUAUUAAAAGAUACCCAACAGCAGUUACAGUGAAAGAAAACAGAUGUAUAUUAAAUAUUCAUUCAAAUCGAAAGAAUGUGAGUCAUGGAUUUUUAGCUAAAAUCUUUACGGCUUUAGACGAUUACGGUAUUGUAGUAGACUUGAUUUCCACUUCUGAGGUACACGUCUCGAUGGCCUUGUCUUCUAAUAUAGAUGAGAAUCAAUUAAAAAGAGCUCUUAAUGAAUUAAGGAAACUAGGUUCAGUCUGUGUGAUUCCAAAUAUGGCCAUUAUAUCGCUUGUUGGUAAACAAAUGAAAAAUCUAAUAGGAAUAGCAGGUAGCAUGUUGACUUCAUUAGCAGAAGCUGGCAUUAGUAUUGAAAUAAUUUCUCAAGGUGCCUCUGAAAUUAAUAUUUCAUGUGUUGUGGAAGAAAAAUAUGCGUUAAAGGCGCUGAAAGCUGUUCAUAAAAAACUAUUUGAAUCAUUGUCAUAUUCGCAUGCAACUAUAAAGUAG
Molecule: messenger RNA, 1587 nt
Organism: Cokeromyces recurvatus
Lineage: Eukaryota; Fungi; Mucoromycota; Mucoromycetes; Mucorales; Mucoraceae
Product: Aspartate/glutamate/uridylate kinase
Exons: 13
Coding region: 1-1587 (528 amino acids)
Biological process (GO): amino acid biosynthetic process
Molecular function (GO): aspartate kinase activity
Source: RefSeq, a predicted model, not a curated record